This is a messenger RNA of Tarenaya hassleriana, 5932 nucleotides long. RefSeq names its product protein NETWORKED 1D. The coding region runs from base 339 to 5696 and encodes 1785 amino acids. Gene Ontology annotation, cellular component: plasma membrane. The record is from RefSeq and is a predicted model, not a curated record. NCBI's taxonomy places the organism in Eukaryota, Viridiplantae, Streptophyta, Magnoliopsida, Brassicales, Cleomaceae. The transcript is spliced from 4 exons. Gene Ontology annotation, molecular function: actin filament binding.
UCGGAAGAGAUUGUUAGAAGAUUUUGUGCUCUUCAUUCUGUGUGGUUAUACCACAAACAGCUUGCUUUGGAGAGCGAGUUUUUUUUUCUCGAUUUUGGCUUUAGCCGACCAGGUGGUUUUCCCUUUUUUUCGCGUGCAUAUGGUACUAUUAUUCAGAUUAGCUUAAUCUUUGCUCUUUUUGGUCAGCCAUUGUCAAGGAGCACACGGACGGAGCAACUUCUUGUACCGGCACUGAUCCAUCUAGAAGACCACUCUGUUUAUACACCCUCUGGUUCUUGAGUGAUCCAAUUCCUAUAUUUGGUGGCGUGUUUCCAAUUCUCGUUUUUUUGGCUGGAACCAUGACUGCUGUAUCAAAUGGGACUUCGAAACGCAAGUAUUCUUGGUGGUGGGAUAGCCACAUACGCCCCAAGAAUUCUAAAUGGCUUCAGGAGAAUCUCACAGAUAUGGAUAGCAAAGUCAAACAAAUGAUCAAGCUCAUUGAAGAAGAUGCGGAUUCCUUUGCCAGACGGGCGGAAAUGUACUAUAAGAAACGGCCUGAACUUAUGAAGUUGGUUGAAGAGUUUUAUCGAGCAUAUCGUGCAUUAGCUGAAAGAUAUGAUCAUGCCACAGGGGUAAUCCGUCAUGCUCAUAAUACAAUGGCAGAAGUGUUCCCAAACCAAAUUCCUUUGAUGUUUGGUGAUGAGUCACCUGCCGGUGCUUCUGCCAAUGAGGCUCAUCCACGAACACCGGAGAUGACACCCCCUAUCCGUGCUCCGGUUGACCCAGAUGUGUUACAAAAAGAUGCUUUUGGGGUCUCUUCAUCUCAUGUGCAUUCUGUGAAAAGGAAUGCAACCUUCACAGAAAAACCUCAGUUUGAGAGUAUCAUAAAGGGUUUGAAACAGCUUAACGACUUGGCUGAGUCUGAGACUGGAAGGGCAAGGAAAGGACUGAAUUUCAGCGAUGCAGAUGAGAAAGGAAGAAAUGGUCACAGCGACGAAAUCCAUGAUCUUAAGGCACAAAUUCUUUCAGAAUCUGAACGAUAUAGCAAAGCCGAGGCUGAAGUUUUGGCCUUAAAAGAUGCUCUUUCCAAAGUGCAGGUUGAAAAGGAAGCCACCUUAACUCGAUACAAGUUGAAUUUGGAGAGGCUGACUAAUCUGGAGUUGGAAAUAUCUGGUGCACAAGAGGAUUCCAGGGGGCUUAAUGAACGAGCCACAAAAGCUGAGGCUGAGGUCCAGACACUCAAGGAUACCAUUAGCAAAUUAGAGUCUGAAAAGGACUCCAGCUUUCUUCAGUAUCAGCAAUGCCUGCAAAAGAUAGCUGAUUUAGAGGUCGGCAUCUCUCAAGCACAGAAGGAUUCUCAAGAAAUAAGUGAGAGAGCCAGCAAAGCUGAAGCUGAAACACAAACCUUGAAGCAAAGGCUUUCCAGAGCUGAAACCGACAAGGAAGCUGCUCUUGUUCAACACCGGCAAUGUUUGGAAACCAUAUCUAAUCUGGAAGAGAGACUCCUGAAGGCAGAGGGAGUUGCAAGGAUUAUCAAUGAGCGGGCAGAGAAGACUGAAGCAGAAGUCGAAAACUUAAAGCAGACAAUUUCCAAAUUAAUCAGAGACAAUGAAGCUUCUGAACUUCAGUACCAACAGUGCCUGGAGACGAUUGCUGAUCUGAAGCUCAAACUAUUCAAUGCUCAGGAAGAAACCCAAAGGCUUAGCUGUCAGGUAGAGGAUGGUGUUGCAAAAUUAAAAAUUGCUGAAGAAAAAUGUUCUGUGCUGGAGAGAUCAAAUCAGACUCUGCACUCGGAGCUGGACACUCUCUUGGAGAAAAUGGGGAACCAAAAUCAGGAGCUCACAGAGAAACAGAAAGAGCUGGGAAGAUUGUGGACUUGUGUGCAAGAAGAGCGUUUGCGUUUCCUGGAGACCGAGACAGCUUUUCAAACCCUGCAGCAAUUGCACUCUCAGUCUCAAGAGGAGCUAAAAACUUUGGGUUUGGAACUCCAAAUUAGGUACCAAAUUUUGAAAGACAUGGAAACCCGCAACAAUGAUUUACAGGAGGAAGUUCAGAAGGCCAGAGAAGAGAACAAGGGCCUUAAUGAACUCAAUCUGUCUUCAGCUGCAUCAAUCAAAAGUUUGCAAGAGGAGGUCUCAGGCUUAAGGAAGACAGUACAGAAACUUGAAGCUGAAGUUGAACUUAGAGUGGACCAGAGAAAUGCUCUGCAGCAAGAAAUAUAUUGUCUUAAAGAGGAAUUAAGCCAGAUAGGGAAGAAUCAUCAGUCUAUGCUGGAGCAGGUAGAGCUGGUUGGUUUAGAUCCAGACUGUUUUGGGUCAUCUGUCAAGGAGUUGCAGGACGAAAACUCGAAGCUAAAAGAAUUCAACGAGAGAGAAAACAAAGAAAAGAUGGCUCUUCUAGAGAAAUUGAAAAUGAUGGAAAUGCUUGUGCAGAAAAACCUUUUGCUUGAGAAUUCUAUAUCAGAUUUGAACUCUGAGUUGGAAGCAAUCAGAGGAAAGCUGCAGACAUUGGAAGAAGCUUGUAAAUUGCUCUCAGAAGAUAAAUCAGGUCUCAUUGCUGAGAAUGACACGCUAAUGUCUCGGCUGCAGACUGCUACAGAGAACAGUGAGAAACUCUCUGAGAAAAACAACUUACUGGAGAGUUCUCUUUAUGAUGCCAAUGCAGAACUUGAAGACCUUAGGUUAAAGUUGAAGAGCCUGGAAGAUUUGUGCCGUUCACUAAAUAAUGACAAGUCCAGUUUGACUUCUCAAAGAGAGAGCUUAAUUUCUCAGAUGGAUUUAAUGAGAAAAACCCUGGAAGAUCUGGAGAAAGGACAAGGAGAGCUGAAAACGGAGGUUUCGGCAUUAGAGGCGGAGAGAGAAUCCUCACUUCAGAAAAUUGAAGAGUUGGCAGUGUCCUUGGUUGCCAAGGAUCGGGAAUAUGCUAGUUUUGUGCAAUUGAGUGAGGCUCGGUUGGGCGACAUGGAAUCAAAGAUCCAUCUUCUUCAAGAUGAAAACGAAUGCAGGGAGAGAGAAUAUCAAAUGGAACUAGACCGGGGUGUUGAUGCUCAAAUCCGGAUUUAUGUUAUGCAGAAAUGCUUACAAGACUUAUUUGAGAAGACCUCCUGUCUGAUGGUUGAGAAUAAGAACAUCAAAGAAGAAUCUAAAUUGUCAGAGAAGCGAGUCUCUGAACUGGAACAGGAGAAUACAGGGAAAGGAGUACGGAUUGAAUCCUUGACUGGCCGGAUUAAAGUGUUGAGAAUGGGACUUCACCAAGUACUGAAGAGGCUUGAAAUAACUCCAGAUAUUGAGUCAGAGGAUGAGAAUUGGCAAGACCAGAAAAAUAUGCAUGAUAUACUGAGCAAACUUGAUGAGAUGCAAAAUAUGCUUUUGGAGAUUCAGAACGAAAACCAGCUCUCAGCCGUUGAGAACUUUAUCCUUGUUUCACUGCUCCAGCAACUUAAAUUAGAAGCAGUUGGUAUUGCAAAGGAGAAGAAUAUUCUUGGGGAAGAACUUGAAUUUCAGCAUGAGCAGCUCUCGUCUUCUCAAGAGGAGAACAAGAAGCUUAUCUGCAUGAAUGAAGAAUUGACCUCGAAAGUAAAACAUGGAGUUAGCAGAGAGGAAGCUUUGGACAUGAAAAUAGAGGAUUUGAAUAGGCAAGUGUUGGGUUUGCGAGAUGCAUACACCGUUUUGCUGGAAGACAAUUACAAGACUUUGGACGAGAAAAGAUCCUUGACGAAGUCAACUGUGCAGUUGGAGGAGGAGAAAUGUAAACUAGAAGAGGAUAUUGGCUUUCUUCUUGCUGAAAAUAUUUACCAGAGCAAUCUCAUUCUUCUUCUGGAGGAUGUCAUCUCGGCAAAGCUUUCAGAAGUUAAUAUACUAAGCGAGGAUCUGGGCAGACUCAAUUCUAUUAAGGAUAAGCUUGAGAAAAAGGUAAGGGACGCAUUAACUGAGAAUUUGGAGCUUCACGGAUUGCUAGAAAAAUCAGAAGGCGAGUUACUUUCGGUCCGAUCAGCCAAUGAUCUGUUAAGUCAUGAAAUUGCCAGUACGAAGGAUCAGUUGUGUCAAAAGGAGAAUGAGCUUCUAGAAGCAAUGCUGUUGAUCACCGUCGUGCAAAAUGAAAAAGCCGAACUAUCUCAGGUGUUGGAGAAUUUGGAAUGUGAAUACAAAGAAACUAAAGCAAUACAAGAAGACCAAGAGAAACAGGUUCUGACACUUCGUGGAGACUGUGAUGGGCAGAUUAAGGAGACCGAACGUGCAAAUGCAGUGAACAUGAAAUUGGGGGCCGAAUUGCAGAACCUACUCGAGGAACUUGUAAAAAUCAAAAUGGAGAAAGAGAAGCUGAGCCAUGAUCUGCUUAAAGAACGAAACGAGGCUGAAUUGUGGAAAUCUCAGGCUGAGGCAUGCUUUGGCAAUAUGCAGAUCUCUGUUUUCCACGAAGCAUUGCUCAAAGGGAUGACCCAUGAGUUGGCUGAAGCUUAUGAGAACCUUGAAAGUAGAAGUGUAUUGAAAGAUGUGGAGAUUGAUCAGCUAAAGGAAAGAGUAAGCAGCUUAGAGGAUGCAAACAAAGGACAGCAAGCCCAUAUGGCAAAAUAUGCUCAAGCUGCUGUUUUGUUGGAGGAAAGCAUAAAAUCUCUGGAGAACCGUUUUGCCAAGCAUCGUGAAUACAAGGAUGAAAUAAUCAAGGACGCAGAAGAAGACAGGUUCUCAGAGUUGCAUGAUAUGCAUUUGAGGAUCAAAGCCAUUGAGGAGGCAGUGAUAGAGAAGGAAAAGCUUGUGAUGCUCGAAAACUCGAAUGCAUACUCCAAGCUGGAGGCCGCAAUGAAACAAAUCGAAGAACUACGAUCCAAUUCCAUAAGAAGCAGGAAGAAACAAGAGGGAGAAGGUCGAUCGCAGAAGCAGAUCCGGCAAGCCUCUCCAGAGGAAAUCGAGGAGGUGAUAACAAAAGAUAUAAUGUUGGAUCAAGUGUCUGAUUGCUCAUCUUAUGGGAGAAGCAGGAAAGGCACUCUCGAGGUUAACGAUCAGAAGAUUGAGCGGUGGGAAAUAAAUGGACAAGGUAAUAGUUUAGACCUGAAACUGGAAAAGCAUGACAACACGGUUCCGGUUAAGGAAAAAGGUAAAUCCUUGUCCGAGGAGUCAUUGGUCGUCGACAAAUUGGAGGUCUCAGAUAAAUUCUCAGACCCGAACCAAGACAUACACAAGAGGAAAGUUCUGGAAAGACUCGACUCCGAUUUACAGAAGCUGGCAAACCUUCAGAUCACUCUUCAAGAUUUGAGAAGUAAAGUGGAGACCGACGAGGAACAGGGCAAGAAGGGAAAAGGAGACGAGUACGAGACCAUCAAAGGACAGCUCGAAGAAGCAGACGAAACGAUAAGGAAACUCUUCAACGUGAACCGAAAGCUAAUGACCAAAGUCGAGGCCGGAUUCACACCACAAGAUGGCAGCAGACCAACGGAACUGGACGGAGCAGAGAGGAGGAGGAGAGUAUGGGAACAAGCGAGAAGAGGGUCGGAGAAAAUCGGAAGGGUGCAGAUGGAGAUACGGAGAAUAAGGUUUCUGCUGAUGAAACUGGAAGGGGAAGCAGAAAACAGGGGAAGAUCGAAGAUGGCGGACGCUAGCCAGACGAGAGUUCUGCUACGAGAUUACAUCUAUGGCGGAACGAGAAGCAGACAGAUGAAAAAGAAGACGAAGAAGAAGAGAUCUGCGUUUUGUGCGUGUGUUCAGCCUCAGUCUCCAUGACCCUUGGACCGUUUCUUGCCAAUAUGUAAGCUUUAUUCAUUAGCGAGCUAUAGACUUUAGUAUCUGUUUCAGAGCUCUUUUUUUUAUUUGGGGCCAUUGUAGAGAAUGUCCUUUGGGUUACUAAGUGCGAAGCGAAUCUUAAAAACUUCGUACAAACCCACCAAGGACGUUUGCGUUUGCGUUUGCAUUUGAAACGCUGGUGCAGCGUUUGCUUCAAUAACAGAACAUUCAGGAUA